Paramecium pentaurelia is the source of this 1374-nucleotide messenger RNA. NCBI's taxonomy places the organism in Eukaryota, Ciliophora, Oligohymenophorea, Peniculida, Parameciidae. The record is from the annotation of a GenBank genome assembly.
AUGGGAACCAAAAAUACUAAAGAAACAAGUAAGCCAAUUAAUUUUACGGAAUAGAAAAGCCAGAAAUCAGUAUUAAUGAUCAAAAAAUAGAAAAAAUAGUAGAUUAAAUUUCAUUUAAUUAAAGAGUAAAAUCAAAAAGAUCUGAAUAGAAAUCACUUCCUAUUGUUUAUUAAUAUAAAAUCUAAUCAUAAUUACCUUAAUAAUGUAUGAACUUAAAAAAUUAUAUAUAGAAAAUGAUAUUUUUUAAGAGAAUGAUCUUUAAUUUUUAAAUUGCAAUGCUGAAAAUUAAGAAUGUGGAAAUUUAAAUUAAUCAACAUUUAAUUUAUAACCAGCUGAUUAUGGAUUGGGAUCAUUAAAUGAUGGAUAAAUACAAAGUUAAGAUGAUAAAAUUAUAGAUAAACUAAUAGAUGUUCAUGAAUCCAAAAAUAAACUUAGAAUAAUACCACUUAUUAUUUAAGAUGAAUAAAAUCCUAUUGUUUUAUAAAUUUAGGAUGAUUUAAAAAUUGAAUUGAAUCAACAUCAUCCCACAGAACAAGAAGCUAUUCCCUAUUAAGAUAAAUAUAUAUAGAUUAAUAAUUUAAGAAUAGCAGGUAUAUGGAGAUAUCUUAGUCCCUAUGAAGGCAUUCUAAAAAAUAAAUAACCAUUUUAGCUUUUUGACAAAUCAAUCUAUAUUGGAGAUUGGUUUAAAAAAAAGAAACAGGGAUUUGGUUUAUUAAUAAAUGAUGAGUAUAUCUAUGAAGGUUAUUGGUAUGAUGAUAAAUAUCAUGGCAAUGGUAAAAUAAUCUAUGGAAAUAGAAAUGUAUAUAUAGGUUAAUUCAAAUAUGGAUUAUAUAAUGGGGAAGGAUUAUAUAUUAAAAAUAUUGAUUAAGGUAAUAAAAUAUAUGAAGGAGAGUGGUUGCAAGGUUUGAAAAAUGGAAUGGGUAAGGAAUCAAUGCCUGAUGGAACUAUUUUUAUAGGAUAAUUUAAGGAUAAUGAAAGACAUGGUUAUGGGAAAUUAUUUAAUAUAAGAGAUUAAUAUGUUUUUGAAGGAUAAUGGAUUGAAGGUAUUACAUAAGAUAAAGGAACUUUAAUUUGGUAAGAUGGGAAAAGAUUUGAAGGAGGCUGGUAGAAUAAUAUGAUGAAUGGUUAAGGAGUAUUUAUAUGGCCAGGAGGUAAAAAGUAUGUUGGAAAUUAUGUAAAUAACCUCAGAGAUGGUUAUGGAGAAUAUUAAUAUAAGGAUGGUAAGAUUUAUAAGGGGAUGUGGAAAGAAGGAUUAAUGAAUGGGUAAGGUAUUAUUAUAUAUCCUAAUGAUACACAUGAGAGGGGAAUAUGGAAAUAAGGUAAGAGAGUUGAUUUAUAAGGGAAGUAGAAGCAUAAAAAGAAAUUAAUUUGAGC